ACUUAUUGGGAGACGAAAAAGGGUGGGGGUGGGGCGUAAAGAGAGAGGUAGGACAGCAGAAAUGUUCAAUGAGGCUAUGAGCUCACUCACGCGCUGAAGAGGAGGUAACUGAAUGGCUGGCUGGUAAUUAACGUCCCAAAGUAGAUGACUAUCCUUUUCCCUCCACUGCAAAGGCAUCAACUUACGUCUGAAUGCCUUGCUCGAAUGAUAAUUACAAAUUAAAAGAAAACUACUAUGAAGAUAUUUUCUGUCAAUUGUUUGUGUUUACUUUUCACCAACCACGUGCAUUUUAAUCUUUAGUCAUAUGCAACAGGGUAUUUUUUUGGUUUUUGACUUGAAUGGACUGUUCCUGAUUUAAUGUCCGAAAGAAGAAGUAUGGUGUCAACGUUUUGCCUCUUGUUGCUGAACAGGAGAUCAACUCAUGGGAUGUAGCGGAUGCAGAGUCAGGUUCAACUUGGGCAAAGCAGUGCUGCCCAAAGUGUCCGUGUUCUUUACCAUGCUCCUCGUCUUCACAUACUUAUUUUACUGCCUUGCCGGUGUUUGUGAUUCAGUGCCAAGAACUUUAUACAGCCAUCAAUCGCCAGACGGGGAUUAUGACGAUAAAGCCCGCGGACUUGACAACCCGCGAUCCCAAGCGCUUCUUCGGUCGCACCUUGCGGAAGAGCUGGUGUCCCGGUGGAACGGCACGGACUCUGCGGAGAGUGCGCUCGGCGACGCGGAACAGCGCGGGACAGUAGAAGCACCUGGCCAACAACUACCCAGUCCAAGACAGAUUUAUGACGGGACCACAGAGGACGGGGGUAACGGCAUCCCCGUGUCGAAUACAUUCGGGACCAAGAAAAUCCCCCAAGCGAUCAUAAUCGGCGUCAAGAAAGGUGGAACGCGCGCGCUGCUUGAGUUUCUCCGCAUCCACCCGGACGUGAGAGCGGUGGGGGCAGAGCCGCACUUCUUCGACCGCUGUUAUGAUAAGGGUCUUGAGUGGUACAGGAGCUUGAUGCCCCGGACUCUGGAUGGCCAGAUCACCAUGGAGAAGACCCCCAGCUACUUCGUGACCAAGGAGGCGCCGGCCCGCGUCCGCAACAUGAACAGUGACACCAAGCUCAUCGUGGUGGUCCGGGACCCUGUGACCCGCGCCAUCUCCGACUACACCCAGACCCUGUCCAAGAACCCGGGCCUUCCCAGCUUCCAGAGCCUAGCCCUGAGGAACGCCACCACGGGCCUGAUCGACACCACCUGGAGCGCCGUGCGCAUCGGCCUCUACGCCAGGCACCUUGAGAACUGGCUGCAGCACUUCCCCUUGUCCCGCCUCCUGUUCGUCAGUGGCGAGCGUCUGGUGUCCGACCCGGCGGGAGAGAUGGGACGCGUGCAGGACUUCCUGGGGCUGAAGAGGGUUGUGUCGGACAAGCACUUCUACUUCAACCAGACCAAGGGCUUCCCGUGCCUGAAGAAGCCAGAGGGGAGCAGCAGACCGCGGUGCCUGGGGAAGUCCAAGGGCAGGCCCCAUCCCCAGAUCCCCUCAGAGGUCUUGCAGAGACUCAGGGACUUCUACCGGCCCUUCAACCACAGGUUCUACCAGAUGAGUGGACAGGACUUUGGCUGGGAGUAAGGGGAGCUUUACGGACAUAAUCCCGCAGCCUUAUUGUGUCUG
Molecule: messenger RNA, 1648 nt
Organism: Gadus chalcogrammus (walleye pollock)
Lineage: Eukaryota; Metazoa; Chordata; Actinopteri; Gadiformes; Gadidae
Product: heparan sulfate glucosamine 3-O-sulfotransferase 6-like
Exons: 2
Coding region: 422-1606 (394 amino acids)
Molecular function (GO): [heparan sulfate]-glucosamine 3-sulfotransferase activity
Source: RefSeq, a predicted model, not a curated record